AUGUCAACAGGAGCAGCACCGCUGCUAGCAGCUGGAUUGGUGAUAAGCGACUGCAAAAUAGUUUUUUUUUUCUUAAACAAUGUGAACAUGCUUUUUUGGACAACUACAAAAGUGGUUGGAGACCUGGCUUUACCUGGGCCAGGUGUACAGGGCCUCUCCGCAAUGUCCUCCAACACAUCGGCGCCCGCCAGUCCCAUGCCAGGUGCGGACAACAGAGGGUGUGAAAACGGUGCGCUAAUGGACUCUUUGGGGAUUUUCCUGCAAGGGCUUUUAGCCGUCCUGGCCUUCAGCAUAUUGAUGUUGAAACGCUUCAGGGAGCCCAAGCAUGAACGAAGGCCCUGGAGGAUCUGGUUCCUGGACACCUCUAAACAGGCCAUCGGGAUGCUGUUCAUUCAUUUCGCCAACGUUUACCUGUCGGACCUCACCGAGGAGGAUCCCUGCUCUCUAUAUCUCAUCAACUUCCUUCUGGAUGCGUCGUUGGGGAUGCUUCUGAUCUACGCCGGGGUGAGGGUCGUCAGUGCUGUGGUGGAGUGGAGGCAGUGGGACUCUCUGCGCUUUGGAGAAUACGGAGAGCCGGUGCAGUGUUCUGCCUGGGUGGGUCAGUGUGCUCUCUACAUCCUCAUCAUGAUGUUUGAGAAGGUCGUCAUCAUGCUGGUCCUUCUCAUCCCCCAGUGGAAGAAGUUGUCCCUCCUCAACCCAAUAGAUAAUCCUGACCUCGAGUUAGCCAUCGUCAUGCUCAUUGUUCCGUUCUUCAUCAAUGCCCUCAUGUUCUGGGUGGUGGAUAACUUCCUCAUGAAGAAGCACAGGACAAAAGCCAAGCUAGAGGAGCGAGAUGAGGACCUCCGGGGGAGCAGCAAGGUGCGGUACCGGCGGGCCCUGUCCCACGACGACUCGGAGUCCGAGAUCCUCUUCUCAGCCGACGACGAGAUGGACGACUCGGACGAGGACGACGUGCGGCGUCUGAGCGGCCUGAAGACGGUGAAGAAGAAGAAGCAUCGCAUGGGGAUCCCUCCUGGUGAGGUGAAAAAGAAGAAGCGACCAGUUAUGAAGGAGGAGGACCUGAAAGGAGCACGCAGCAAACUGGGCCUGAGGGGCGAAGUCAAGAGUAAGACGUAUGAGGUCAUGGUGGAGUGUGAGCGCAUGGGGAAGGUUGCUCCAUCCGUGUUCAGCGGCGUCAGAUCCGGAUCUGAAACGGUCCUGGAGAAGCCCGGAGGUCCGGGGGGGAGCGUUUUCUCCAAAUGAAAACUAUGCCACGCCACCAACGUGUCAUGAAAUAGAAUAUAAAACAUGUAUUUUAUGAUCAGACAAUUCUAUACAAUUAAUAAAUGGAGAAUGAGCAAACAACAGAAAUAGUCAAAUAUAUUUAAAAUACAUUUAAAGUAGUGAAUUUAUUGGUUGUGUAGACAAUGUCGUGACAUUGUAGGCACAGGCCUACUUGGCCCAUCUGUUUUUAUAAGGGAUCAGUAAUGACCAUAUCAUAUCAUUUAUAUGGCAGAUUCAACGUGUGAAAUACUUUUGUUGACAACAAUAUUUUUUUUAUUAUUCUGCCUGAAGAUAGAUUUUUGCAUUUUAUUGCAUUUUUAAUAAAUACAUAUUAUAUUGUAACUCGAAUUUUUUUGUUAUUUUCAUAUUAUUGACAACCAUUAGUUUACAUCCUAGCAGACAUAAAAAAACAUGACUUAUUUAUAAAGAUAAAAAAGAUUACGUGUGAAGCCUACUCAGCCUUCAAUUAAUUAUGAACAUGCAAGGUAGAGAAGAUAUGGGGUAGGAAGAAGAUGAACACACCAGUCACUAACUGAAAGUACUAAGCAAGUAACUCUUGAUCCUGAAAAGUCAACAGAUGACCGCUGAAGGAUGUCGGCUAUGUUGCUCAACACAAACACUCUGUGUUUGUGUUGAGCAACAUAGCUGACAUACUGACAUACAGCCAAGUCAUAGACCCGCCCUGACUGAACCCAUAUCUAACUACUGGCUAUUAUUGAUGCAUUUAUAUGGAGUUUAAAACCAAAUCUUCGGUGUAGAGCUAAACAACCAGUGUUUCCUCGCUGGAUUGUCAGCGUCACUGCAAUAAAAUAAUAAUAAUUGCAACCCAAAAAAACCGGCCUUGAGCUGAGUUGUUGUGUGUCAAUGUGCAUUGACACAUUAUUGCCGCCAAUAAUUUGGGUGUGGAAUUGCAUCUGUGAUCGUUGAAUUCUCCGGUAGUUCAGCUCGUCAAUUGAUUGACGGAACAGGGGCACCUCAGGGGCCAAUCAGAGUCCAGCAGGGGCCAGGGUCCCUGUGGCCCCACCCCUAGAACCGCCACUGCCCCCGCCGCCCCCUGGCGUUGCUAGGUUACCAGCUCACUUCUGCAAAAAUAUCUAGGGGACACACUGAAACAACAAAUCAAUUUGGUGACUCACAACACAGGGGAACUGGUGCUACAUAUUAACUAGUUUAACAAACUUAUACGGCAGCCAAAGAUUGGUUAGAAUUCAGUCUGCAGAACACAGUGAAGUUAAGUUAAGUGUGAUAACAUGGCAUCCAGAUUAUCGUUUUGUUUAAAGUAUACUUGCUUGACUAUAAGGUGCACAUCUAUUUACUUUACUGAGGUUUUCUUUCUUUUUUUAGAGUCAGGCGGUUAGCCCAUAUCUGGUUUGGAGCAAGUCACAGAUGUGUAUGUAGGCCUUUGACUUUCUCAACCCCUGGCCUCUCUGGCCAGUCCAGGGAGCCCUGCUGGACAAAUAUGAAAAUACAAAUUCCCCAGCAUUAAGAUACACGUUUUGAAUCACCCAGAACUCAAGACUUGUAGGCUGGGAUUGUUAAUUUAUGAAGCAAAUUAUUGUUUUCUUUAUUUACCAGAAAAUAUGCAAGUAAGUAAGUAAGUAAGUAAGUAAGUAAGUAAGUAAGUAAGUAAGUAAGUAAGUAAGUAAGUAAGUAAGUAUUUUAUUGUCUCUCUCACAAGAGAAUUUUGCUUUGGGCAAACAGAGAGCAUCGGCGACGCAUACAUAAAUAUUUUACACGUGAAACAUGUAACACAUUGCAUUACCCAAACACAUGGCCUCACCCCCACCUUGAAACCCAUUAUAAAAAACGCAUUAUGAAAGUACUAAGCAAGUAACUCUUGAUCCUGAAAAGUCAACAGAUGACCGCUGAAGGAUGUCGGCUAUGUUGCUCAUCACAAACACAGAGUGUUUGUGUAGACCCCCUUCAGCAACAUAGCUGACAUACUGACAUACAGCCAAGUCAUAUAGGCCCACCCUGACUGAACCCAUAUCUAACUACUGGCUAUUAUUGAUGUAUUCAUAUGGAGUUUAAAAACAAAUCUUCGGUGAAGAGCUAAACAACCAGUGUUUCCUCGCUGGAUUGUCAGCGUCACUGCAAAAAAAUAAUAAUAAUUGCAACCCAAAAAAAACGGCCUUGAGCUGAGUUGUUGUGUGUCAAUGUGCAUUGACACAUUAUUGCCGCCAAUAAUUUGGGUGUGGAAUUGCAUCUGUGAUCGUUGAAUUCUCCGGUCGUUCAGCUCGUCAAUUGAUUGACGGAACAGGGGCACCUCAGGGGCCAAUCAGAGUCCAGCAUGGGCUAGGGUCCAUGUGGCCCCACCCCUAGAACCGCCACUGCCCCCGGCCGCCCCCUGGCGUUGCUAGGUUACCAGCUCACUUCUGCAAAAAUAUCUAGGGGACACACUGAAACAACAAAUCAAUUUGGUGACUGUUACAACACAGGGGAGAUGGUGCUACAUAUUAACUAGUUUAACAAACUUAUACGGCAGCCAAAGAUUGGUUAGAAUUCAGUCUGCAGAACACAGUGAAGUUAAGUUAAGUGUGAUAACAUGGCACCCAGAUUAUCGUUUUGUUUAAAGUAUACUUGCUUGACUAUAAGGUGCACUGCACAUCUAUUUACUUUACUGAGGUUUUCUUUCUUUUUUUAGAGUCAGGCGGUUAGCCCAUAUCUGGUUUGGAGCAAGCCACAGAUGUGUGUUUGUAGGCCUUUGACUUUCUCAACCCCUGGCCUCUCUGGCCAGUCCAGGGAGCCCUGCUGGACAAAUAUGAAAAUACAAAUUCCCCAGCAUUAAGAUAUACGUUUUGAAUCACCCAAAGCAAAUUAUUUUUUUCUUUAUUUUCCAGAAAAUAUGCAAGUAAGUAAGUAUUUUAUUGUCUCUCUCACAAGAGAAAUUUGCUUUGGGCAAACAGAGAGCAUCGGCGACGCAUACAUAAAGAUUUUACAUACAUAAAAACGUGAAACAUGUAACACAUUGCAUUACCCAAACACAUGGCCUCACCCCCACCUUGAAACCCAUUAUAAAAAACGUAGUCUAGGCACUACCCAAGUAUCCAUAAGGAUGAUUGCACUGCCCACUAGUUAUUGCACUAUUGCCCCACCAGUUAUUGCACUGUUCCAUCCCGGAAAGCUCCCUCAGCUUAGUUUAUAAAGUAGCUCAAUUUAUAGCAUAAUUAGAGAGAACUUUAAUCUAUUUAACCUACAAAAUGGGAGCCGGUAUCUUUUGCCCAGAGGCAACAGUUCAUACUCCAAGUUUAGGACAUGGGUUGGGUCAGUGUCUAUCUUAGAACCUUGCUUCCUAACCUUGUCCUCAAAAAUCUCCUAUAAGUGGACAUUUAUUAGAAUUAGCCAUUUUAUCCCGAUCACCCUUGAAACAGACAGGAAUCUGGUGGUGCCACACCUAGUUUCCCAACUCGUCAUCACUUCUGACCUCAUACAUUUAUUUAUGGUAACCGAUAUUUUUAUAUAGCACACGUGCGUCUCUGUUCAGAUGGGGAGGUGCAAAGUGUCCCUGUACAAUGGCAUCUCUGUUUGGAGUGAAAAGUCGAAGCCUUGCUAUUGAAAUCCUGUCAGAAAUUGCCCCUCUGGUCUAGCACAAGGGCUUAUCACUCCUAAAUUGAUUAAAGUUUUCCGCCUUCAAACAAGCUCAUUGACAUUGGAAAAAAAAUCUUAGAUUGGGAUGAGAGCAUAUUGCCUAUAGGGCAUCAGCAGGGGUAUUGCAAGGUUAAUAUGAGGAGAGCAACAGAAGCUGAAUAAAAGGUGAUAACCAAAAAACUGCCAUUCAGUAACCAAGUCAGGGCCAGUUGUUUUAUUUGUUACUCCACAAUCAUAAAAGUAUGAGAGCAGUUAAAUGUAAUGGUAAAGAGCUGGUACAUGUAACUCCAAUGAAUGUGCAAGAACACUUAAUCUAAAAUUGGCAAAGCAUGAAUACAACAAACAAAGAUUAAUAAUAAAUAAGAAUAUACACAACAAAACAGAAAAUAUAAUUAGUGUGACCUUAUAUAUAAGAAACAAUAUAUUGUUGCUUGUGCACAUCAGUUGUAUCAAUAACUUUGUAGCCCUAUAUUUUGACCUGUUUUUUAAUCAUAUUUCAGCCAGACAAAGGCUGAAAUAACAAACAUAUACCCCAAUAUCACAUUGUUGAAUGUACUGCACGGCAGCAUGGUUAGUCAAAAGUCUUUACUUUUCUGAAAGUAAAGACUGGGGGGAGGAUUGCGCUGGUCUGGAGUGGAAGGGACAGAAGGAGUCCAAAUAGGAGGAGAGCAAAGAGUCAAAGGCUUCUUUUGUGGACAUUGGAUUGUCCUCGAGAUGGUAGUGAAGACCGGACAGUUGAGGUGAAAGUAGAGAGAGAGAAGGAGACAUCAGUUUAGUACAGAGGAGGGAAAGGGAGGACUUCCCUUCCCUUGCCUCUCACCCCCAGGUCUGGCGCAAGUGCUUAUCACUCCAGUAGAGACGACUCAGCCUUAAUUCUCAGCCAUCAAACAAGUUCAUUGACUUUUGGACUUAAAAUCAAAUAUUGGGACUUCAGCAGGAGCUAUCAUAAGGGUAAAUACUGCAUAUUAUGAGGUACUGUUUGCAAAGCAACAGCCAAUGAAUAAAAGGCAAUACAAAAGACGAAAGGACUAAUAAAAAAAAUAAUAGCAAAAAAAUAUCAAAAUCAAAAUCUAUAUUGAAAUACUGUGAACUAGUAUGUGAAACUACGUGUUUGUUUAUUGUGUACAUCUGUUGUAAAUGUCUCUCUUACAUUUAUUUACCCCCAACCGUCUGUGACUCUCAAGUCCUAUAUUUUCAACUGUUUCCAUCAGACAAAGGCUGGUUGUCUAAGCUAGAUAACACAUUUUACCAAACAUGAAAAUGUUAAAUAAAUGAAAAUGAUUAGUCAAAAGUCUUUACCUUUCUGAAAUCUCUUCUAGAUAAUUUAGUUUCCCCUUUCCUGAGUCCACACUACAGAGGUAAAAUAUUCUUAUUAAUUCUACUGGCUUUGGAGGGCUGAUAAUAAUUACACUACUGGUUAUUAAAGAUCUCAUCGCAUGAAAAUUUCACUUUCUGAGGUUUUCUAACAUUAAUAUGCAUUUGGGGUAAACUCGUCUGGGGAAAGCUCAAUGUGCGACUGGCUCGUAGUGGCUGUAAUUCUGCACCACGGCUGAAUUUCGGGAACGUCUUGAAAUACUGUGUUUGGGGCCCACUAAUAUCUAUAUUAAAGCAUCCAUAAAGUAG
Gadus chalcogrammus (walleye pollock) is the source of this 6474-nucleotide messenger RNA. RefSeq names its product store-operated calcium entry regulator STIMATE-like. Gene Ontology annotation, biological process: activation of store-operated calcium channel activity; chondrocyte proliferation; tissue regeneration. Bases 1 to 1242 code for a protein of 413 amino acids. Gene Ontology annotation, molecular function: calcium channel regulator activity. The transcript is spliced from 11 exons. Lineage: Eukaryota; Metazoa; Chordata; Actinopteri; Gadiformes; Gadidae. Gene Ontology annotation, cellular component: cortical endoplasmic reticulum; nucleus; membrane. The record is from RefSeq and is a predicted model, not a curated record.